Branchiostoma belcheri (Belcher's lancelet) is the source of this 1495-nucleotide messenger RNA. Its product is annotated as nmrA-like family domain-containing protein 1. Bases 139 to 1035 code for a protein of 298 amino acids. The record is from RefSeq and is a predicted model, not a curated record. Lineage: Eukaryota; Metazoa; Chordata; Leptocardii; Amphioxiformes; Branchiostomatidae. The transcript is spliced from 6 exons.
GUUUGCAUUGCUGACUGACCUACCCAUUUCUACAAUGGAACGACCUACCGUGCGUUUUUGGGUAUCAGUGAGGUCACGUCAUUCUUGCGUAUAGCGUUCACUCGACGAGCUGCAACAACGUUACGGACUCGCUUCAAUAUGGCGAAACUUAUCACCGUUUUCGGAGCAACAGGAUCACAGGGAGGGUCUGUCGCCAGCGCCCUGCUAGAAGACCAGGAUUUCAAAGUCCGAGCUGUGACGAGAAACGCCUCUAGCGACAAAGCCAAGGCACUGCAGGAGAAAGGUGCCGAGGUCGUUGUGGCAAGUCUGGACGAUCCGAGCACACUGGAACCUGCCCUGAAAGGUGCUCACGGAGUCUUUGUGGUGACCAACUAUUGGGAACAUAUGGACAAGGAGAGGGAACUCAAACAAGGCAAGGCCGUAGCGGACGCGGCCCGAGCUGCCGGGGUGCUGCAUGUGGUGUUCAGCGGCCUGGAGAAUGUUCAGAAGAUCGCGGGGUUUCCCUGUCCGCACUUCGACGCCAAGGGGCAGAUAGAGGAGUACAUGACGUCACUCGAACUGCCCGUGACCUUCGUGAGGUACUCCUUCUACUACGAAAACUACACCAGCUUAAUGAAACCACAGAAACAGGAGGAUGGAACGUACGUUUUGGGUGUCCCUAUGGAAGGCGCUGCGAUGGACGGGGUCAGUGCGGGAGACAUGGGUCCGGCUGUCAGGGAGGUCUUCAAGAACUGGGCCGAGUGGGUCCGCCGGUCUGUCGGUUUCAGCGGAGACAAACUCACCAUUCAGCAAUACGCAGACAUCCUCUCCAAACACCUGGCACCGAAGGUGUUCAAGGCUAGCGACAUGACAGCUGAUGCGUUUGGCCAGCUGGGUUUCCCUGGAGCUGACGAUCUGGGAAACAUGUUCAAGUUUUACCGACUUCACAACCCUGACCGGAGCGCCGACCUGACCCGCCAGCUGCACCCCGCCGCCAAGACCUUCGACACGUGGGUGGGAGAGAACAAGGACGUGCUACAGAACGCCCUGGACUAGCUCUAGUGUCUGUAGCGACAGAUUCGAAGAAGAUUUAGAUGACUCGUCAUGUGAAAGACAGGGUGUUCUUAUCUUACGUCUGAGCUAAACAUACUCUAGAGUCUAGACGCUUUUUACAUUUAGAAUGCACAAUAGAAUGCACAAUAAAUAAACUGUAUAAUCCUAGAACUGUUGUUUAUUUCUUCGUAUUUACCACAGAUUGACUACUGCGAUAAAAUUUUGUAUCUGGCGAAUAAAGAGAUGUUUCCCUCGUCGGUCAAGUAUUACAUUUUUAUUGUUAAAGGAACUUCUAAAAAUGAUGGACGUCUUCUGUCCAAACUAAGUCUCCCAGCGACCUGUCAGGUCAUACACCGUUUCUACCAUCUAGUAUUAUAGUACUCUUUGUCAUCUGCUGAUCAUGAAGACUAUCACAAUGAUCAGUACAUUGUACAUUUGCAAUAUAUCAGAAUAAAAGUGUUGA